ACUCCUUCGACCUCCGAAGGCGAGGCCGAGCGCCAGUGCGUGGAUCUCGUCGCCCCAGGCGCCACUGGCGUCAAGCGGGGAGGAGGAGGAGGAGGGAGGAGGAGGGCGGAGGAGGAGGAGGAGGAGGAGGAGACCCCGGCGCGCAUGUGUGCCCCACGCUUGCGGGAGGGCUGGGCGAAGGCCAGGGCAGGCGGGCGGGCCCGGAAGACGCUGGGCACGCCCCUCGGCUCCUCUCGCCUCGGGCCUGCGCGCAAGGAGGCGCGAUCACUCCUGCGAACGGCCACUCGCACGUGCAGUCGGCUCACCCCUCCCGCGUGCGGUCGAGCUGUCCCUGCCGGCGGCCCAGCAAGAAGCCCAUGCCGAGGCACGAGGCGCCGUACGCGACGACGCCGCCGAUGAGCCACGGCACCGCGCGCCUGAUGGGCUCGGCCAGGCCGUCGAGGAAGGGGUCCAGCACAGGCUCGGCAUACAGAAGAGCCCGGCGCUGCAGCUCUCUCUGCACGGCCUCCGAGAUGCGCUGGAAGGUGCGCGGUCAGCCGCAGGGGCGCUCCGAGUGCCAAGGACGCUGGCCGAGGUCUGCCGUCCGUACUCCCUCAGAAUGGGGGCGUAGGGCUCCAGUUCUUUGCGCCAGCGCGCCUGCAGCUCGGCAUCAGCCUCCAGAAUCCAGGCCUCCGCCUGAGCGUCCACCCUGCGAAGCCUGUCGGUGAUUGUCAUUUUCAGCUCGGCAGGAGCUUGGGACAUUGGCACAGCAAGUGAAGCCGAAUGCCUGAGCCAAUCGCUUCAGCAAACUGGUUGCGUGCAGACAGUGGACCUGUGGAUCGCAGGUGUUGAGAAAACUCGCAAACGGACGCAUGAGAGGAUGUAUUAUGAGCUCCCCGAAGGCACCAAGUGAAGCAAUGCACACAUGCAAUCAAAAGAUCACUGAGCGUCGUGAGGUCACCAGAGACCUGCCGAU
This is a messenger RNA of Prorocentrum cordatum, 955 nucleotides long. The record is from the annotation of a GenBank genome assembly. Lineage: Eukaryota; Dinophyceae; Prorocentrales; Prorocentraceae.